Molecule: messenger RNA, 2598 nt
Organism: Elaeis guineensis (African oil palm)
Lineage: Eukaryota; Viridiplantae; Streptophyta; Magnoliopsida; Arecales; Arecaceae
Product: L-type lectin-domain containing receptor kinase SIT2-like
Biological process (GO): protein phosphorylation
Molecular function (GO): protein kinase activity; ATP binding; carbohydrate binding
Source: RefSeq, a predicted model, not a curated record
CGGUUUUCCUCGAGUAUCAUGGCAGCAUUCAUUGUGCUUCCGUUCCUCGUUCUUCUCUUAGCCAGCUCUUCCCUGGGUUUCCUCUAAUUUUACACGUGUCAUCUUCUCAAGUCAAUACAAGCAGUCUCGUUUAACUACAUUCAUUCGAAAAGACUUCCUAACAAAUUUGUCCACCGCAAAGGCCCCGGUCUCCAUUAUAUAUCUUCUCCUGCUUUUCCUCAAGUUAUCAUGGCAGCAUUCAUUGUGCUUCCGUUCCUCGUUCUCCUCUUGGCCAGCUCUUCCCUCUCCGUUAAUAUCGAUUUUACCUACAACGGUUUCAAAUCAGCCACUAAUCUGAGCUUAGAUGGCUAUGCAGGCAUCACAUCCAAUGGCGUGCUUCAGCUCACCAAUGACACUAGCAAAGUGACAGGCCAUGCCUUCUUCUCCUCACCAAUUCAAAUGCUGCGCAACACUCGCUCCAUGACACCGACUACAAUCUCCUUCAGCACCAUCUUUGUCUUCGACAUCAUCACUGCUAGGAAAGUAGGCGGCCAUGGCCUGGCCUUCGCAGUGGCCCCGACAAAAACUCUCAGAGGCGGUUGUUGCAGGUACCUUGGCCUCCUCAAUAGCAGUAACAAUGGAAAUUCUUCCAACCAUGUCUUUGCGAUUGAGUUUGACACCAUCCCGAAAUCUAGUAUGCUCGUGGACAUACAUGAGAAUGAAGUUGGGGUCGAUAUAAACAGCAUUGUUCCUAAUAUUUCAAUAACUACCUCCUACUACGCCAAUAAUUCCAAGACGGUGAAUUUUAAACUGGAGAGUGGGCAACCGAUUCAGACCUGGAUAAACUACGAUGGUGUUGCAAAAAUUUUGAAUGUGACCGUUGCUCCCUUCUCCGUAGGCAAACCAAGCCGACCUCUCAUAUCACUCCCCAUCGAUCUAUCACCAAUUCUUAAGAAGUACAUGUAUGUUGGUUUCUCUUCAUCGACAGGGGAAAUCUCGAGUUCUCAUUACAUCUUGGGAUGGAGCUUUCGGGCCAAUGGCAUGGCGCGCUCUCUUGAUCUAUCUCACCUACCCCUUCCUCCACAACCAAUGAAAGAUUCGCCGACUUCCAAAUUCUCGAGAAUCAAAAUUGGGGUCAUAUCUUCUAUUGCUAUGCUUCUCUUGGUAGCGCUUGCAUUCUUUGUUUCCUGGCACUUACGGCAGAGGGCAAAGCUGGCAGAGACUCUUGAGGACUGGGAAUUAGAUUAUCCUCAUAGGUUCGCAUAUAAGGACCUUUACAAGGCAACCAAAGGAUUCAAGGAGACAGAGCUUCUCGGCUCGGGUGGCUUUGGCCUAGUGUACAAGGGCACUCUACCAUGCUCAGGAGAAGAAGUUGCGGUCAAGAAGAUCUCUAGUAAUUCCAGGCAAGGAGUGAGAGAAUUCGUUGCAGAGGUGGUGUGCUUGGGCCGCAUGAGACACAGGAAUUUGGUGCAGCUCCAAGGAUGGUGCAAGCGAAACGAAGAGCUCCUCCUUGUCUAUGAGCUCAUGCCAAAUGGAAGCCUUGACACCUUUCUCUUUGAAGGUGAGAAAUGUGGGCUGUUGAGUUGGGAUCAGCGGUUUAAGAUCCUAAAGGGAGUUGCUUUGGGACUCCUCUACCUACAUGAAGAAUGGGAGCAAGUAGUUGUCCACAGAGACAUCAAGUCUAGCAACGUUCUAUUGGAUGCUGAUAUGAAUGGAAGGUUGGGAGACUUCGGUCUUGCUAGAUUAUACGACCGUGGCAAGAAUCCUCACACGACGCUUAUGGUUGGAACCUUUGGAUACAUUGCACCAGAAGUAUCGCGCACCGGCAAACCCAUGGCCAGUUCAGAUGUCUUCGCUUAUGGCAUUUUGCUUUUAGAGGUGGCGUGUGGUCGGAGGCCAAUCCAGCACGAUGCUCCAAUGGAACAGCUACUUUUGAAGGACUGGGUGAGGGAGUGCAAAAUGAGAGGCCAAAUAUUGGAGGCUGUGGAUCCCAAGCUUGGGGAGUCCUAUGUGAAGGAGGAAGUUGAUCUGGUACUAAAGCUAGGACUAGUUUGUUCGCAGUCCAUUCCAGAGGUCAGGCCUACCAUGAGACAGGUGAUCCAAUAUCUUAAUAGAGAUGACAGUCUCGCAGAUGAUGUGGCCCUUGUGUUCUCAGAAGCUGAUUUUUUGGAUUUGGCAUCACUCAACUCAUAUCUUUCAUCCAUUGCUACGGUGUCUUCCAGCUCCCUCAGCGGAGGUAGGUGUGAGAGGGUUCGAUGAGCAAUAUGUACAAAUGCUUUCAUGGGUGCUUUCGACUUCUUGUUAGUUUAUCGCAUGUAUUCUUCUGUUGCUGGCUAAGGGGUCUCUUUGGAAGAACAGAAGGAUGGAGGAACUGGCGCGGAUGGAGGAUCCGGCACGGCAUAUCCAAGAUUACUCUUUCCAUGCUGUUGUUCUAUUUAGAUCUCCAUGUAUCUUUUUUCUUUUCUUUUUUUUUUUUCCAGUUGUAAUAAUAUAUUUUUUUUCUCAUUUUUAAGGUCACCAUAAGCAUACAUCAUAUCUUACCCAGCUAGCGAUCUAUGUAUUCACGUGAAUAGGUGGUUUAUACUAGAGGGGCGAAUAGGGUGGAUUGGAUGGGAUCAC